Molecule: messenger RNA, 2138 nt
Organism: Pocillopora meandrina
Lineage: Eukaryota; Metazoa; Cnidaria; Anthozoa; Scleractinia; Pocilloporidae
Source: the annotation of a GenBank genome assembly
CUUAUUUUUUUACUACUGGAUAAACUUUUAGAAUGCGAGUACACGUACCCUCUUGGCAUGGAAAACGGUGCAAUAUCUGACAGUCAAAUUACCGCCUCUUCCCAAUGGGACAGCAGUCUUAGCCCCAAAAAUGGCAGACUACAUCAUGAACAAGGCCCCGAAAAAGGAGGAGCCUGGUCAGCGAGGACAAAUGAUGAUAAACAGUGGCUGCAGAUUGAUCUAAGAGAUCAACAGACCAAAGUUACUCGCGUAGGAACGCAGGGAAGGAAUAUAAAUCUUCAGAGGGUUACAAAGUACAAACUGCAGUAUGGUAAUGAUGAAGGAAGCUUCCAAUACUUCAAGGAAGAAGGACAAAGUGCCGAUAAAGUAAGAUUGCAAAUUUCAUGCGAAUGUUCUCAGAACGUAUACUUCCAUACAUUUGUUCGUGCAUGCGUCUUUUCGCCAGAGUAAUUAAAAUAAUUUUAAAAUGUGUAUAAAAAGAAAGAUUAUCAAGUGGACCACAUGUACAUAAGGUUUUGAUAUCCUUAGCAAGAUCAGUUGGAAGCAUGAAUGAACCGAGCGUACUUGACAGCUUAACUAGAGGAAAAGCUCUCAAAAAGAGAGUUAAUUGCUCUUGUUAACCCCUUAACACCCAGAAGUGAUCAACACUUAACUUCUCUCCUUAAUAUCCAUACAUUAUCCAUCAAGCAGUUCAAGAGAAUACUCAGACAAACUUAUCAGAUAUGAGUUUUUUAUCAUGAUAUGACACCAAAUUCUCAUAAUUGUUAUUUACAUGGAAAUGUAUUGCAGCUAUUAGGGAGAAUCACCGAUCAGAUCUUGGGAGUUAGAGUGUUGAUCAAAACUGGCAGGUCUAAGCUGCCAAUUCUUGAAUUUUAUCCACCAUCAGUAAAUAUUUUCAAGGGUUGAUUUAUUAUUAAUUCUUAAUUUAUCCUAUUAAGGAGUUUAAUGGAAACACGGACAAAGACACCGUUGUGGUAAACGUUUUAAUCCCACCAGUCACUGCGCGCUACAUUCGUUUCCGACCGGUAGCUUGGAAUCGCCAUAUUUCAAUGAGAGCAGAGCUGUACGGCUGUCAUAGAGGUAAACGAAAAUUGCUGUUUUUAAUUAUUCAAUCUACUGCCGUAACACCACUUAGCUUUUAGUAUGCUCCAGGCCCUGAGUCAGAGGAGGCAAGUGAAAGCAGGCGAACAACAAAUCGAGCCAGUAGUCGUCAGGGACAUGGCUCCCUAGUUUGUUUGUAUUUUUUUUUUGUUUUUUUGUUCUGGAGAACAUCUGCUAAUUUUUGUACGCCGGCCUUCCCAUCUAUUUCCAUUUAGUGAAAGGAUGGUAGAGGCAGCACUUCUGUUUAAAAAAAGGAUUGGUGAACAAUUCUUUGUUCCUGGUUGCGCACCAUAGCACUGAUGCCCUUUGGUAUAGUAAUGGAGGCCACAACUCAAUCGUGUGCUGUUGCUAUCCAUGCCACUCUUCUUGAAAUAGAAAAAGUGACUGAAGAGUUUAAGAUGUGAAAGGAGUCCUACAUGAAAAACAAACAGAACAUUUGAUAAAACUUAGUAGUCAGAAUUGUACAACUUGCUUAGGAGGCGCUCGCUUUCUUUUUUUAACUUGCUAAAACAGCUCUUUUUAUAUAUAAAAAAAAAAAAAAAUAUGCACGCCGAGUGCAAAAAUCAUCUCAGCUCGAAACUCAUGUCACAACAACGUUUACAACCGGUAUGUUUACUUUUUGAGUCUUAAACAAUCAUAAGUUUCUCACAUGAUCAGUAACUAAUUGAGGACAACGCGUUGAUGAUUUCGUCAGGUUCACUUCGUUUUAUACAUAUAUUUUUUAAUUUUUUUUACUCCCAUCGUUGCUUAAAUAUCACUAUUUAUCCCACUUCUUUGCAGAUUCCUGCCGAUCUCUGAAAUUUACCCCAUCAAUAGAUGGCCGCGCCCUCGUGGGUCACGUGAUUAAAAACAUUACUUUGCACGUGGGUAUGCGUCAUUCCUGUAGAGGAAAGUGUGUAAUUGAUAAUAGCUGCGCAUCAUUUAACAUCGGUCCAUCAAUAAACGAUCAAGUGCUAUGUCAGUUGAGCGAUUCUGAUCACGUUAGACAUCCUGAAGAUCUGAAACCACGAGAUGGGUUUAUCUACACUGCUACUGAG